GCUUUAGUACAGCAGGAGGCGGCAGCAGCUUGGACAAUAGAGGAGAUGGCGGCUUCGACUUUGCAGGAAGGUUUUAUAUAGGAGGAAGCGGCUUCGACUUAGGAGGAAGCGGCUCCAACUUGAUAGGAAGCCACUUCAACUUGGAAGGAAGCGGCUUCUAUUUGGGAGGAAGCGGCUUCUAUUUGGGAGGAAGCGGCUUCAAUUUGGAAGGAAGCGGCUUCAACUUGGGAGGAAGCGGCUUCAACUUGGGAGGAAGCGGCUUAAAUUUUGAAGGAGGCGGCAGCUUCAACUAUGAUUGCAAUUCUCACGAAUUCAAGUAG
This is a messenger RNA of Drosophila novamexicana, 320 nucleotides long. Its product is annotated as abscisic acid and environmental stress-inducible protein-like. NCBI's taxonomy places the organism in Eukaryota, Metazoa, Arthropoda, Insecta, Diptera, Drosophilidae. The annotation marks the transcript as partial. The record is from RefSeq and is a predicted model, not a curated record. The transcript has a single exon.